GUACUCAUUUAAAAGAAGCUGAGAAGCACUGCUUUAACUAUUUAAUAAAAUAUUCCUGGGUGUGACAUUUAUCAAAAAAUGAAAAUCGCCAGCUUAUUAUUUUUCAGUCUUAUUCCUUACACUGCUAGCUGUUCUUAUCAUUCAACAAAUGUUGGUUCUCAUGGAAAUACAGCUGAUAAUGAAAUGAACUCACAACAUGAGAUGUGCAAACAGCUUAUGAUUUCCAAUCAACACUUCGCCAUUUAUUUAUACAAACACGUUGCAUCUCAGUCAACUGAAACUUUCAAGAACAUUAUCAUCUCACCAUUUGCAAUUGGUACAUCCUUUGCUAUGUUAUCGCUUGGUACUAGAUCUUCUACUAAAGACCAGAUACAGAGAGUACUGGGAUUUGAAGACACCAUGCUAUCAGAGUAUGACGUACAUCACUGCUUUACUAGACUCCUACAAAUAAUUAAGAGUAAUGAAGAGGAAGUAUACGUGGGCAUGGAAACUGCAGUAUUCCUGCAAAGUGGUAUUUCAUUCCUUCCAAACUUCUUGAACGACAUUAGACAUUAUUAUAACACACAUGCAGUUUAUGUUGAUUUUUCAAACACAUACCAUGCUAAAAACCAAAUCAAUAACUUUAUAAGACAAGAAAGUCUGGGGAAAAUGGUUGAUGUGGUCCAGGAGAUUAAUCAGCAUACAAUGUUACUUCUUAUUAACUACAUUUCUUUUAAAGCUAAGUGGAUGGAACCCUUUGUUUCUACUGCUAACGAAGAUAGGCAUUUCUUUGUGAGUGAGCACACCGCUGUUAAGGUGCCACUGAUGCAAAGGGCAGGUGAAAUUAGUACAUUCUAUGAUGAUAUACUGGCUGCUGUUGUCGUCAAACUUCCUUACUACAAGGGCUUUUCUGUGUUGCUCAUUCUGCCCAACAAAUGGGAUAUAAAGACAGUAGAGGAUGCAUUAUCCCAAAGCACGCUGGCCAAUUGGAAGCAACAGCUGACUCUCAGGUAUGUAGCAUUGCAGCUACCAAAAUUUUCACUUUCUGCCUCCUAUGAAAUGAAGGAUGUUCUAGAAAGAAUGGGCAUGACUGAUCUGUUUAGUAAUGAGGCAGAUUUUUCUGGAAUUGGUAGUGAUCCAAAUCUGCAGAUAUCCAAGAUACUUCAUGCAGCAGCUCUGGAAGUUAAUGAACAAGGCACAGAGGCUCAAGCUUCUACUACUGUAGAAAUUGAAGAUUUAGCUCUGCCACAAAGCAUUGUCUUUAACAGACCUUUUCUUCUUGUAAUCUACAAACAUGACACAGAAACAAUACUGUUCAUGGGAAAAGUAAUGAAUCCAGCUGAAUAUUAAUUACUAAGUAAUGUAUCCAGCAUACAUAGUCCAAAUUGCAGUAAUCUAAUAUAAUUAAACCUGAUCAAAUAAAAUGAAAUCUUGUUUCAGAACAACAGAUGCAUAUCAUUUAUUUGCACAUUUGAUACAGGGAUUCUGACUUUAUGCCCCACAUGUAACGUAAUGUAACAAACAUCUUAUUUAGAAUUCAGUUAAAUAGUUAAACUUUAGUGGCUGAUCUCAGAAAACAAGAAAGCUUCAAGUCAAGCCUGUUAACAUUUUAGGAAAAAAAGCAUUCAACAAUUAAGGUAUAAUAUCUUCAUGUAGCUUAAUACACUGUGUGGGUUGAAUGCUGGCUAAAUUCAUGUUUCUGUUUGUGUUAGACACUUUGGCUUGAACCUCUGAUAUACAAAGGUAAGCCUUUUAAAUAAACACCAGGGUCCUUUGUUGCACAUCUUGGUCCAUAUGUUGCAUAUUUUUUUUCACUAUUUUUUUCCAUACGUGUCCUGGAAACAUAUAUCUUGUACUGAUUGUUCGUUCUGGAUACCAAUAAAUAAUACGUUUUGCCUUGA
Molecule: messenger RNA, 1880 nt
Organism: Protopterus annectens (West African lungfish)
Lineage: Eukaryota; Metazoa; Chordata; Ceratodontiformes; Protopteridae
Product: corticosteroid-binding globulin-like
Exons: 4
Coding region: 79-1329 (416 amino acids)
Biological process (GO): negative regulation of endopeptidase activity
Molecular function (GO): serine-type endopeptidase inhibitor activity
Source: RefSeq, a predicted model, not a curated record